AAGAAAUUUCCUCCCUUUAACUUAACCACCCAUUGAAAAAAAAAAAAAGUAUUUCUGGUAAUUGUGGAAGUUUUAGGAGAGUUUUUUUUUUCCUGAAAUAAUUUUCCGCCAUGGAAGAAGCUCUGUUCUUUCUCUUCACUUUCUGUGCUUGAUCUGUUACUACAACAACAUUCUCAAAACAGAAAUGUUCAUGUCUCUCUCUUCCCUGUCUCGAAUCUUACAAGCUCUGGAUCUUUCCUUUGUUUGUAUGCUCUGUACUUUAAGGUACUUGUAGAUACACCCAUACCCACAGCUCCGCAAAAGCUCGAAUCUUCCGUGAUCACCAAGAUUCGGCGGUUUUAGGGUGUUUCUGGGUUUUCCAUAUUUGUCGGAAUCUCCUCACCGAAUCACUGAUCUUAUGUCCGAAUGGAGGAGAGAGAAGGAACCAAGACUACCGGUUUCGGUCUGAAGGAACAUGGAGCUCCUGAUGGUUACCUCAUGGACCCACCACCACCGCCGGAAAACCCUAACCCUUUCCCGGCUCCGACCGCACCCUCCGCAGCUCCCGUCGUGGCUACGGCGGCGGAGAACGCGGCUCCUCCUUUCAGCUUAACAAUGCCGACGGAGAAUUCGUCCUCCGACUUGAAGAAGAAGAGAGGACGACCGAGAAAGUACAAUCCCGACGGCACACUCGCCGUGGCUCUGUCUCCCAUGCCCAUCUCGUCAUCCGUCCCAUUGUCAGCCGAGUUUUCGCCUCGGAAACGUGGAAGAGGAAGAGGAAGAGGACGAGGAAGAGGAAGAGGAAUGUCUUCUUCUAGAUGGCUCAACAACUCUCAGAUGUUCGAAUUCGACAACCCAGGUUCAUCAAAUGCCAAAUUUACAGCAGUGGGAAGUGCAGAGUUUCUUGGUGCGAAUUUUACGCCUUACGUGCUCACUGUUAAUACCGGUGAGGAUGUGACGAUGAAGAUAAUGGCAUUCUCUCAACAAGGUUCUCGUGCUAUCUGCAUUCUUUCAGCAACCGGUUCCAUUUCCAAUGUCACACUUCGUCAGUCCAUGACUUCCGGUGGUACUCUAACUUACGAGGGUCGUUUCGAUAUUCUUUCAUUGACGGGUUCAUUUACUCCAAGCGAGAGUGGAGGAACUCGGAGUAGAGCUGGAGGGAUGAGCGUCUCCCUUGCAGGACCAGAUGGUCGUGUCUUUGGUGGUGGACUUGCCGGUCUCUUUAUCGCUGCUGGUCCUGUUCAGGUUGUGGUCGGGAGUUUUGUAAUGGGUGGUCAAGAAGAGCAGCCUCUUCAAAAGAAGCAAAGGAGGCAGACACCUUCUUCUAUCUCAUUCGGCUCAGCGGAAGAAUCUCGAGUUGGAUACGAAAGAGUCAAGCCUGUUGUUAUUCCCGCAGCACCGCACGUCUCUUCCCAUGAAAACCCGGGCCUAACCAACGUCCAUAACUACUUCACAAACUCCUCUGACUAUGCUAAACACCUGUUCUCGUCCCUUCCCGAAGAAGAAGAAGAUGAUGAUGAUGAUGACGAAGAAGAAGAAGAAGAAGAAGAAGCUGAAGAAUACGGAGGUGAAAUCCAAUCUGACACAGAAGUUCCCAGCUGAUGAGUGUAUGUUGUUGUUCAGACCAGUUCCUUUGUAGGCACUUUGACUUGUAACAGGAUCUGUGUUUCUUAAGUCCUAUGUUUUCUGUCUUCUUUUUAGAUAUGGGUUUCAGAUUUUUGGAUGUUUAAUUGAGAAAUUCAUACGGUUUCUCACACUAAGCUAAGAGUUUAGAUUAGAGGUCGUAAUCUCAGAUUCUUUCAUGUUUGCUGUUGUAGAAAUUCUUGUACGGAAAAGACAGGCCAUGCCGUGCAACUCUUCAACUGGAUUUACAUUUUUUUUUGUUUA
Messenger RNA from Tarenaya hassleriana, 1866 nucleotides. Its product is annotated as AT-hook motif nuclear-localized protein 3. Lineage: Eukaryota; Viridiplantae; Streptophyta; Magnoliopsida; Brassicales; Cleomaceae. Gene Ontology annotation, molecular function: minor groove of adenine-thymine-rich DNA binding. The transcript is spliced from 5 exons. The coding region runs from base 406 to 1581 and encodes 391 amino acids. The record is from RefSeq and is a predicted model, not a curated record.